Punctularia strigosozonata HHB-11173 SS5 is the source of this 567-nucleotide messenger RNA. RefSeq lists its product as uncharacterized. The transcript has a single exon. The annotation marks the transcript as partial. The record is from RefSeq and is a predicted model, not a curated record. Lineage: Eukaryota; Fungi; Basidiomycota; Agaricomycetes; Corticiales; Punctulariaceae.
AAAUUCGAACAUACGGCUAUCGUGGAUGUUACGGUCAACAGCAAAGUACGAGGAGGACGGCGUACGAUAUACAAUUCUAUCAAUACGGUCGUGAACCAUGGGAGGCACUGUACAGAGUGUUACAGUGACUGCUCAUGCGAUCAUCGAUGGGUCCCCAUUCAACAUUCCGCCGUCUCUUGCUGAUUCGCUAUGCUUUAGCAUGCAAGGAUGUGCUGAUCGCGAUGCAGACCUUUUCAUCAUAAUCAAGCCCGCAAAGGCAUUUAUGCCAUCCAUCGCGGCGACGAGCGCACGCUCUUCUCGUGCACCUCCGGGACAACAUGCCUAAGUUUCCUCAGCCGUCUUUCCCCAAGACUUAUCCCAAGACUUAUGUGCGUCGUGAGUGUGAGGGUUCGAAAGGUAGGCUCGCUCGACAGGCAUCGCGAUGUGAGCUCGGCGAGACAAAGGUCGAACCACUGGAAAUCAUAACUCGGGCUCUGGAUCUCCAUGGACGUCAAGUUCGGGAGGAUACAGCUCGGCGGUCGCAUCCCAGGCUGUUCUUCCGUACGUAUCGCGUUGAAGAUAGACGAG